Xenia sp. Carnegie-2017 is the source of this 1842-nucleotide messenger RNA. RefSeq names its product TNF receptor-associated factor 6-like. Gene Ontology annotation, molecular function: zinc ion binding. The record is from RefSeq and is a predicted model, not a curated record. Bases 393 to 1322 code for a protein of 309 amino acids. Gene Ontology annotation, cellular component: plasma membrane signaling receptor complex. NCBI's taxonomy places the organism in Eukaryota, Metazoa, Cnidaria, Anthozoa, Malacalcyonacea, Xeniidae. The transcript has 6 exons. Gene Ontology annotation, biological process: regulation of canonical NF-kappaB signal transduction; positive regulation of JNK cascade.
UCAGCAGACAGGCGUCAUCAUGUUUAUUUAAACUCGCGCUUUCAUUUUCCAAAUGUUCUAUAUCAUGCAACCUACUAAAUUCAAAAUCUGCACAUGCGCACGAGGAUUGUUUGUUAUGGUGUUGUAGUGCUAAUUGACAAAAGAAAUGAUCAUCAUAAACCUGUUUAAUAUAUUGUCUAUAUCGAAAAACAAAAGAUUAGUCUUAAAUUCUCACAACAUGCAGUCAAAUGAUUACAUUCAAACGUGGAAAAAUAGAAAAAACUUGCUUCCAUUUUCGUUAAUCCGAGUGCUUGUUGCAUGUGUAAGCUGCUCAUCCUGUUUAUUUUUUUAAUGGUAGAAACAAAUUAAGUCCAAAUUGCUAUCAAGUAAGAUGCCUGGAACAAAGAUUCGUGAUGAAGAUCGAAAAAAAAAUCCACCCAAAAUUCAUAUGUACUUACUGUCAUCAUCUUCUUGUCAAUCCAAUGCAGACUUCGUGUGGACAUUUGUUUUGUGAAUCUUGUAUUGACAUUGUACUUGGAUGUUCUGAUCCGAGAUGUCCUGAAGAUGAACAAGAAUUAAACCAAAACGAGGUUUUCCCGGAUGCUUUUGCAAGGCGCGAGUUGAGAACGAUUCGUUUACAUUGUCCUUCUAACAAUUGCAAUUGGUUUGGUACCUACGAAGAAUUAGAAGGUCAUUCUCAAGUUUGUGAGCAUGCGCUCAUUAGCUGUGUACACAAACAAUGUAACAUUCAGUUACAUCGCUCUCUCCUUGAUGAACAUUUGAAGAAUGAUUGUGAAUAUCGAAAUGUGAAAUGUGAAUAUUGUGGGAAAGAUGUCCCUUAUGAUUCACUUAAGGACCACUUAGACAAUAUUUGUGACAAUGCACCCGUACCUUGCAAGUAUUGUAAGCAAUUGAUACAGAGGAAGAACAUUGAAAACCAUGAAAAUACAACUUGUGAUGAAGUGCCGACUGAAUGUGAAUUUCAAGCUAUUGGAUGUAACCAUAAUAAAACUUUAAAACGAAGGGAGAUCCAACAACAUAUGAAGGACAAUCUAAUUGAUCAUGUGAGCCUCCUGUUGCGAUAUGUUAUCGCAAUUGUUACGCAGUUAAGUAACUAUGUACCACCUUCGGAAUUUUCUAUUUGUGGUGAAGGCAUGGCUGACCGACCCAAUGCUGUUCGUGCCAAUCUCUCAGAAAAACUUGUGAUGUUAGAAGGUAAACUUACAGAUCUCAAAAAGACGAUCGACAAUCUCAAGCGUCGUGAUGGUAACGAUAGGGACGCCCAGUUGUAUGAAGCUGUUUUCUCAAUUCGUGAGAGGAUCAUGUCCUUGAGCGACAAAUGAUAAAUAAUUCAUCCAUCAUACAACGGAUUCGCGAGCGUUUAGAACAAAUUUUCGAGUCAUUGGCGCGUAACGCGCAACGUGGUGCCUGUGCACUGGGAUCUAACCAGGCUAUACACAGCUACAACGGUACGUUACUUUGGAAAAUUGAUAACUUCAAGAAGAAGAGACAGGACGCCAUAAAUGGUGUAAAAACAGCCUUGUACAGUCCGCCAUUCUACAGUUCUCAACCUGGUUACAAGAUGUGUGCUAAGAUCUAUAUGAAUGGCGAUGGUUUUGGAAAAGGAACUCAUUUAUCUUUGUUUUUUGUUGUUAUGAAAGGUUUAUUCUCUUUUAUCGUUAUUUUUUUGCAUUUGACUGCUCUAAAAUUAAAGCAUUUUUGCCAGCUAGAUAUAGAUAACAGGUUAUAUACAUUAUGGUUGUUAAUUCAGUUAUUUAACAAGUGUUUGGUCAUCAAAUGUUUUAUAUUUAAUAUCAAUAGUUUUUCCAAUUUGUCAAUUGCAAAAUGAACAUCCACAUCAAA